Humulus lupulus (European hop) is the source of this 863-nucleotide messenger RNA. Its product is annotated as self-incompatibility protein S1. The transcript has a single exon. The coding region runs from base 260 to 709 and encodes 149 amino acids. The record is from RefSeq and is a predicted model, not a curated record. Lineage: Eukaryota; Viridiplantae; Streptophyta; Magnoliopsida; Rosales; Cannabaceae.
UUUUCUUCACCCUACUAAAUAAAUGCACCUACCACUCAUUCAACUCUCUCUCUCUCUCUCUCUCUCUCUAAAUAUAUAUAUAAUUGAAAAACAAAAACAAAAAAAGUGGUCAAUAUUAUAUAUAUGUACGUAGUGUAUUAGAAAUUUAGAACAGAGAUCUUCAACUAGUACUAGCUAGAGCCAUAUUGAGAAAGAAAGAAAAAAAAAACAAGUGGCCGUAUCCCACGAAACGGUGCCGUUUCACAGCCCAAUAAGGAAAAUGAAGAUCCGAAGCCAAUUCAGAAGCUUAACCAUCAUACUCUUGUUUACCGUUACGAUAAUCUUCAUGUCGUUUUCCGGGCCGGGGCAGCGGUACCUGUUGGUGUCUCCGGGAGCGGAGUACGACGUCAGAAUCAUAAACGGGUUCAGCGACAACUCGUCGUUGCCGCUCGUGAUCUGGUGCGCGUCGGAGCAGAGCGACCUCGGUGGGCGGGCGCUGCAGGAGAGAGACGACUUCAGCUGGCGGCUGAGGACCGACGUGUGGGGCAACCCUCACUUCGUGUGUACCAUGAAGUGGGAUCGAAGGAGGAAGAAGUUCGAUGCUUUUAAGGUCUCGAGGGAUGUUCGUCGUUGCAGUCCUCUUAGGAAGUGUUCUUGGUUGGUCACUGAAACUGGCUUUUUCUUUAGCAAUGAUGAAAUCAACUGGAAGAAAGAUUUUUCAUGGCUAUAGAUAUAUAUAUAUAUAUACAUAUAUACAUACAUGUAUGAUGUAUGUAACUGUGCGUAGUUUCUGAAAUUUUGCAGACAAAUAAGACAUGUUGUAGAGACUCUUUUUCGACCAUUUUCAUGGUUUUGAUUAUAGCAUGUUUUUUAGCACUAGUGCA